Messenger RNA from Gossypium raimondii (Peruvian cotton), 851 nucleotides. RefSeq names its product germin-like protein 9-3. Bases 28 to 657 code for a protein of 209 amino acids. The transcript has a single exon. NCBI's taxonomy places the organism in Eukaryota, Viridiplantae, Streptophyta, Magnoliopsida, Malvales, Malvaceae. The record is from RefSeq and is a predicted model, not a curated record. Gene Ontology annotation, molecular function: manganese ion binding. Gene Ontology annotation, cellular component: cell wall.
UUGUUUGUUUCCAGGUUUUUUUCAGCCAUGGCAUUGACUGUCAAGCAACGAUUCUUCCUAACAAUUCUAGUUCUUGCCUUCCCUUUGUCGGCAAUAAGUGGAGACCCUGAUAUUAUAUCUGAUUUUGUGGUUCCAAUGGAAGUGAAUAAUACUCUAUUGGAUGGAAAUUUCUUCACCUAUACUGGCAUGAGGCCACUCAUUAACUCUGAUCCACCAACAAAUUUCACUGUAACUAAAGCAACCAUGGCUGAAUUCCCUGCUCUUAAUGGACAAAGUGUUUCCUAUGCUGUUGUACAAUACCCUGCUGGUUCAGUUAACCCUCCUCAUACUCAUCCUCGUGCCACUGAGCUUUUGUUUCUCACCUAUGGUGUACUUGAAGUUGGAUUUGUUGACACUACUAACAAGCUCUUUACGCAAAGACUUCAAGCUGGUGAUAUUUUUGCGUUCCCAAAGGGAUUAGUCCAUUAUCAGUUCAACUGUGCCGAGAACGAUUUUGCGGUCGCGGUUUCUGCUUUCGGUAGCGCAGCUGCUGGUACUGUUUCAGUUCCUUCUACGGUGUUGGCAACAGGCAUUGAUGAUGAGAUCUUAGCGAAGUCUUUCAAAACAGAUGUGUACACAAUUCAGAAGCUCAAAGCAGGGUUUGCACCUAAGGCCUGAGAUGGAGAUUCUAAGCUAUUAGCAAUAAUUCCACUUAUGGGGUUCUAAGAUUUGGUCACAUAUGUACGUCUUGUGCUGCAAAAUGGGGAUUUAUCAAUUUGCUUUGUUCUUUGAAGAGCGACUUGUAAAAUAAACAUCAAGAUGUAAUAAACCCAUUCUUGGUCUUUGUUGCAAUAUCAAAUAACUUGUUAUGA